CAGAGGAACGAGCUGGACUGAUGGAGAACCUACCCACCCAUGGGUCCACGUGGGUCGUAGUCAGCACUCCUAAGCCAAGCUGUUCCAGCUUGGCUUACACCGCCGGUCAAUAUUUCAUCCCAUCUCUUAUAUCAACUAAGCAUGAAUGGGAACCAUAGUAACGUGCCGUCAUGUUCGUAGAGGUUCCCGUUGUUGUCGCUUUACUUGUGCUUACUACCUUAUAUUUCCUUAUCACGAGAAAACAGGAUCAAAACUCCCCUCCAGGCCCCUUCAGUUACCCUCUGCUCGGAAACUUUCCGCAGUUAGGGCCUGUGCUGCACCUUUCCUUGACAGAUCUUGGCAAAGAUUUCAAUGGUUUGUAUCGACUUCAUUUGAUGGGCAAAAAGAUCAACGUCAUCAACAGAGGUAAAACUGCAAAAGACGUUUUAGUUAAUGAAGGCAAAAAUGUCGGAGACCGAACAUCAGCAUACGUCAUAGACCUAAUGACGAGGAAUGGAUGCAGCUUGAUUUUUGGGAAACUUGGUCCCACAUGGAAAAGCCAGAGAAAAAUGGUACACUCAGCUUUGCGGUUUUAUAGUGGAGGCUCGGCGGAUGUCGAAAAUUUGAUUAUUAAGGAGGCUAAUGAGCUUAAUGAAAUUUUAAGAUCAACCAAAGGCACAGCAAUAGAUCCAAAACUUCCAUUAACUUUGUGUGUGAUGAACGUCAUUUGUUCGCUUGUGUAUGGAAAGAGGUACGAGUUAGACGACAAGGAAUUUCAUCAAAUCGUCACGAAUACCGAAGCUCUUGCUAAGCUAGCCUCGCCGGAAAAUCCACUAAUACUAUUGCCAUGGCUACGGCAUUUUCCAAUCAAAACUGUUAAACGAAUGAAUGAAAUUAUCAAGGAAAGAGAUCGGAUCGUAAAAGAGAAAAUCGAUGACCACAGGCGAAGCUAUAGAAGUGGGGUGACAAGGGAUCUGACAGAUACUAUUCUAAAAUGUAUGGAAGACGAGAACAACAAUGGCCUCCUUACAGACGAUCAUCUGCACAUGGCAGUCAGUGAUGUUUUCCUGGCUGGGUUUGAAACAACAACCACUGCGCUUCGCUGGAUUUUACUUUAUCUUAUUCUCUACCCAGAAGUCCAAGCAAAAAUCCACCAAGAGCUUGAUGAAGUAGUAGGUAGUGAUCAGGCCCCUUGGUUAGAGCACAAGGAGAGGUUGCCUUACCUUCAGGCAACUAUCAAUGAAGUCAUGCGCAUUAGUCCCGUCUUUCCCAUCAUCCGUCGUAAAGCAAUCGGAGACUUCAAGAUAGAUGGCUAUGACAUUAACAAGGGAUCUUUUGUUUAUGUUAAUUUAUGGGCAAUACAUCAUGACCCUGAAGAAUGGGACAGUCCCUACGAAUUCAGGCCCGAAAGGUUCCUAAAGGAUCCGGAGAAGAGUCAGAAUAUGUUCCCUUUUGGUGCUGGCACUCGAGUCUGCAUAGGGAAAUCUCUUGCAAAGUCAGAAUUAUUUCUGAUAGUUUCUCGUCUGCUACAUGAGUUUGAGUUAACUCUUCCUCCAGGAUCUAUGCGUCCAGACCCAACUGGUCUUACAAGUACCGUCUAUUGGCCAAAACCCUUUCAAGUGUGUGCCGUCAAGCGCUUUCAGAAUUUUAAUAAUGUAGAGUUGUGCUAACAAAGCUGUACAAUAUAGUCCCUUAUCUUUUCUUAUUCGAUAAAUACCGCUGUGUUUUAUGACUAAACCUCAUUUGGACAGGUUUAGGGCGAGUACAGACGUCGAACUUCACAUGAACCGAACCUAAUGACAUCAAAAGUAAACCGCAUUAUUUAUUGUUUCAAGUGAAGUUCGACCUUGCUUAAGAGCGAAUCCUUUGCAAAAGUCAACUGUAAUGUAAAGAAUGUGCAACUUGAACAAUACCAACGUUUUGAAAUUCCACGGGCUUUUAAUGAUAUCCGUGAAUAGCUGACUAAUAAACGAGGCUAAACCUGUACAAAUGAGACUGUGGUCUUCAAAAACAGAGGUAUCCAUCUAAUUUAUAUUAAAAACGAAACUGGUGUAUUGUUAUGACAACCACCACGUGCAGCGUCACCUUAGGAAUGAAUAAAAAAUGUCACUAUUAGUUUUGAAAAAAGAAGGAAGAAAGAGGUUUUUCUCCAGUUUUUUUCUCAGAUUUAUCCUAAAACUUUCAAGUUACUGGGUAGCUUUGUUUUUCAAAAAUGAAGCUCGCGGCCAGUAGAAUUAAUCGUUGAGUAAUACAAGGAAAUUUAGCCGAGCGUAUGCUAUCCGCAUUGAACAGUUUUCGUAUGACUGUGAAAAUCUCGGUACCGUCAUGUUUUGUGUAAUUUUGAUUGGCUGAUGUUUUUCUUGCGCAAUGUGAUUGGUCUAGCAGAACGUUGACUGUGUCCCGGCGUGUGUUCAUGCGCUAUGUUCAAUUCUACUGCAAUGUGAGUGGUUUCGCGUACGCCUUGCCAUGUGACGACAUGUGCUGCGAGCUUUUCGCUGUCAUACGAAAAACUAAUCUAAAAAAUGGCUGUAUUAAGCCCACUUUACACUGGCGAUUUUUGCGACGAUUUUGUGGCAAUUUUCGUAAAUAUGAAAUCUUUUGUCUCAUCCUUCAAAAGAGACAUUCGUCUAGGAAAAUCUUGGUAUCCUG
This is a messenger RNA of Actinia tenebrosa (Australian red waratah sea anemone), 2628 nucleotides long. Its product is annotated as steroid 17-alpha-hydroxylase/17,20 lyase. The record is from RefSeq and is a predicted model, not a curated record. Gene Ontology annotation, molecular function: heme binding; steroid 17-alpha-monooxygenase activity; iron ion binding. Gene Ontology annotation, biological process: progesterone metabolic process; hormone biosynthetic process. Lineage: Eukaryota; Metazoa; Cnidaria; Anthozoa; Actiniaria; Actiniidae.